Dovyalis caffra is the source of this 453-nucleotide messenger RNA. Lineage: Eukaryota; Viridiplantae; Streptophyta; Magnoliopsida; Malpighiales; Salicaceae. The record is from the annotation of a GenBank genome assembly.
AUGGUCAGUGCUCCUUUGAUGCAGCUUAAGACAAUAAAUUCACAGGUCGGAAACCUCGCUCUCGCUUCUUCAUUGCUCAGUGAUUUGGAAAGGUCGUCUAUAUAUGCUUACCAAAAUGCUAUUAUAAGUGAAUCAGCUUUCUCAUUGAUCGCAUCAGUGACUUCUAUUUUUGUCACAACAACAUUAUAUCGCGUGGCUACGCUACGCUGUUCUUUGGAGGCAAAGAUGACAGGGAGGCACUGGGUUGUGCCUCGAGGAUGGCAGGAAGCCCCAGAGUUUCUCCCAAUCACGGCCACCAAACAGUUGAGCCGAGGACGUAUCCGUCAUUUCAAUUCAAAAACAGUUGUUUUUAUCAAAGCCGUAAAAUCGCGGCCACCAAUUAAUCACGUGCUACGCACGCCAGACCUUUCAAUCCCUAUAUAUGGGGUUCCCAAAGCAGCCCCCAAUAAUUGA